Molecule: messenger RNA, 2592 nt
Organism: Stylophora pistillata
Lineage: Eukaryota; Metazoa; Cnidaria; Anthozoa; Scleractinia; Pocilloporidae
Product: putative protein phosphatase 2C T23F11.1
Biological process (GO): protein dephosphorylation
Molecular function (GO): cation binding; protein serine/threonine phosphatase activity
Source: RefSeq, a predicted model, not a curated record
CUUUCAAGAUUUCAAGAUGUCGAGUGGCAAAGAUUUUCUGAUGCGACUGUUUACAUGAAACAUUGGUACGCACUAGCUCUGAUCUCCGCUAAUAUUAUCAGCUUCUUUGAUUCAAACUAUCUCUGUAUUGUGUUGGAUCAGCGGUUUGGUGUAAACUAAUUCCUCGUCAAAUUCAAGAAUGGGUCAGACCCUCUCAGAGCCAGUCACUACUAAAGAGACUUCCUCUUGUUCAAACAAGUUGUACAAAGUUGGUUCUUCUUGCAUGCAGGGAUGGAGAAUAAACAUGGAGGAUUCCCAUACAGAGAUUUUAUCUCUUAAAGAGGACAAAGGCACUGCUUUUUUUGGAGUUUAUGAUGGACAUGGAGGUGCACGGGUUGCAGAGUAUUGUGGUAAAAGCAUUCACACAAAAAUCACCUCUCAUCCUGCCUGGGCCAAGGGAAACAUAGGUGAAGCAAUAAAGGGAGGUUUCUUGGCGUGUGACAUUGAUAUGCAGAAAGAUGAUCAAAUGAAGGACGAAAUGGCUGGAACAACUGCCAUAGUCAUAAUCCUCAAAAAUAACAAGAUUUAUUGCGGAAAUGUUGGGGACUCCAGAGCCAUUGCAUCAAAGAGGGGAGCAGUGGAACAACUUUCCUUUGAUCAUAAACCAAGCAAUGAUGAUGAAACAAGAAGAAUCAUAGCAGCUGGUGGCUGGGUGGAAUUCAACAGAGUUAAUGGCAACUUAGCCCUUUCAAGAGCACUUGGAGAUUUCUGCUUCAAAAGGAAUGACAAAAAGUCAGCAGAGGAGCAGAUUGUAACAGCUCUGCCCGAUGUGAUACAGAAAGAAAUUACACCAGAUCAUGAAUUCAUUGUCUUAGCUUGUGAUGGUAUCUGGGAUGUUCUGUCUAAUCAAGAAGUAAUCGAUUUUGUAAGAAUUAGGAUAGCUCAAAAAAUGGAACCUGAACAGAUUUGCGAAGAGCUUCUAACGAGAUGCCUUGCCCCGGACUGUCAGAUGGGAGGAUUAGGCUGCGACAACAUGACAGUGAUUAUCGUUUGUUUAUUACAAGGAGGAACAUACGAAGACCUCUGCCAAAAAUGUUCAAGACCGAGUGACUCUAGUUCUGCUUACAAUGGCAACUCGGCACCGUUUUACUCUUGACAUUAAUAUCAGCCUGGUUUCACCAUUUCCGUUGGCGACACGAGCAAGUCUGCGGUGGAGGAUCAAGGGAUGAUGUAUAGAAGUUACAAAUGCGUUGACGAGGUUAAGAUUAAAACUGUGACAAGUAUUAGAGUUGGACUGCGCCAAAGCACAAACGGAAAGAGCGAAAUGUCAAACGAGUUGUGUGCUCUUCUGAGAAUGCAGCAGAGUGAAUGUGCAAUGAUGGAGUUUAAACCCUUGCAUGUUUUUUUUUGUUCUUCCUUUUUCUUUUUUUUCUAAUUCUAUUUUUAAGGGGGCCAAUUUGCCAAAGUGAAUAAUGGCUUAUCGUAGAAAACUUGACCCUUAUUGAAGGUCUGUUGGUUGUGGAUUCGGUUGUGUUGUAAGUCUGACUGUUGAUCAAGUGGCGUAAAAGAGCCAAUCGUAUUUUGAAGAAAUGGAAUCACCAGCAUUUUUUGUUCCAGUGGACAACACAAAGUCGCGUUCACCUUGUAACUAACUAAAGGGUUCACACAAUGAAGGAUCGCGUGUCAGCGAACAGACACUUUUUUCCUGAAGCAAUGCGAACAUUCCCUGGAUAAUCGACGGCCUGAGUGUCAAACUGCACAUGCAAAGUUGACCGCUGAAAAUCGAGCAUUAACGUAUCUGCGCUGGUAUUUAAUUAACGUGCGGUGAUGAGCGAGACAGGGUCAUCCGAGUUCAUCCCAGUAGUAUUUAGGUGAUAGUUCUUUGGUUCGAAUAGGGAAGAAAUAUUUGAAGAGUUGAAAUAUUUUUGUGUUGAAUUUCUCGGGUGCCACAGGUUAAAAAUUCGUGGCAUUAUUCAAUAGAUUCAAGAUCUGAGUCUUGUUCAGGAAAUAUUUGCGAAACGUUGACUUACUGGCGUCGUAGUUAUCUCGGAGAACUUUCGUUACCCCGUUGAACUACAGAUUGAUAUGUCUAUGCAUCCAAUAGAGCUCGGAAUAAAAGUCGGAGCGCUUCGUGGCGCUAUCGAGUCUUGACGCGAAGCACUGGGCCGGAAUAGUAUUACAGAUAACGCGUCGUGUCGUGAAUUACGACUAACAUUCAUUAGUGAUUUAAGGAUGUGAUUUUUAUAUGCGCGCUAUUUUGACUGGACUUGGUUUUCAGUAGCGGUUAUUUAAAUGAUAGGACUGGGGUGUUGACAAACUUCGCUUUUUUAAACGGAAAAGUAGUUGUUUUUUUUGUUUUAGUGUGGCAGUUGAAAGUUUUUGUAAAGUAUUGAAGUUCUCUUUCACGGUAUUUGAGGUGUGGCAAAACAUUUCUAAUUGAGCAAGUUUUGCGUGACCUCGAGUCGGUGAGUGCGUGAUAGACUAUUGCAAAUUUGUUGGACUUGUAUGGUGAUGCAAGCUGGAUGUAAAUAAGUGUUAAAUCAGUUUUACUACAGAAACAUUUUUUAUGAUUCUUGUAUGUUUAUUCCAGGCUAAGACUCAACUACCAAUCAG